AUGACAACAACCCUAGUGGAUGGCCGUGAGACACAACAAGACACCUUGAUGUUACAAUCCCGCCCACACUCUGAGUUAGUGAAGGAAAAAAUAUGCAUCGGUACGAACGGACGCAUGUCGGUGCCGCCGAACCGCGAGAACCACUACAAGAAUCUGCGCGGUCGCUACACCAACUGUACGUACGUGGAUGGCAACCUGGAGAUCACCUGGAUCCAGAAUGGGAGCAACGACAUCAGCUUUCUGCAGCACAUUCGCGAGGUGACCGGGUACGUGCUGAUCAGCCACGUCGACAUCCCGCAGGUGAUCCUGCCGCGGCUUCAGAUUAUCCGCGGGCGAACGAUGUUCAAGCUGAACAAAUGGGUCGACGAGUUCGGACUGUUCGUGGCCUUCUCGCAGAUGAACUCGCUCGAGCUGCCGGCAUUGCGUGACCUCAGCGGAUCGGUGGGAAUCCUUUAUAAUAGAAAUUUGUGCCACCUAGACACAAUCAACUGGGACGAGAUCAUGUCGGAUCCGCAGGGUAACAUACGGCACACGUUCAACUUCACAUCACAGGAGCGGGAGUGUCCGCCGUGCCAUCACUCGUGUGAAGCGGGUUGCUGGGGCGAAGGUGCCCACAACUGUCAGAAGUUCAGCAAGCUCAACUGUUCGCCUCAGUGCUCGCAGGGUCGCUGCUUUGGGUCGAAGCCUGGCGAGUGUUGCCAUCAGUUCUGUGCUGGUGGUUGUACCGGUCCGACGCAGGAGGACUGUAUGGCGUGUAAGAACUUCUAUGAUGACGGUGUGUGCCGGGAAAAAUGUCCUCGGCCACAGAUCUUUAAUACUCAAAAAGCACUCUGGGAACCGAAUCCCGAUGGCAAGUAUGCGUAUGGCACAACAUGCGUACGAAAUUGUCCGGAACAUCUACUGCGUGAUAACGGAGCCUGCGUUCGAACCUGUCCACCGAACAAAAUGCCACAGAACGGAGAAUGUGUACCAUGCAAUGGAGCCUGCCCGAAAACAUGUCCCGGCGAGGGCGUGGUGCAUUCGGACAACAUCGGCAAGUACAAAGACUGCAUCAUCAUCGAGGGUUCGCUGGAGAUCCUCGAUCAGACGUUCGACGGCUAUCAGCAGGUGUUUGCGAACUUCUCGUUCGGACCGCGAUACACCAAGAUCCAUCCGGACCGGCUGGAAGUGUUCUCCACCGUAAAGCAGAUUACCGGUUACAUCAGCAUCCAGGGUCAUCAUCCGGACUUUACCAACCUUUCCUACUUCCGCAACCUAGAGGUGGUCGGUGGACGUCAGCUGAAGGAGCACUUUUUUGCCUCGGUGUAUAUUGCGCGGACAUCAUUGCAAUCAUUGGAACUAAAGUCACUAAAGCGCAUCGAAUCGGGUUCGAUUGUUAUCUUGGAGAACAGCAGCCUAUGCUUUGCAGACAAUAUCGAUUGGAAUAAAAUAAUGAAGGGCAAUGACCAGGAGACAAUCGUGUUUAAGAACCAAAACGCUACCAAAUGCCGUGCAGCUGGGAUGGAAUGUUCUGAGCAGUGCACCAGUGCCGGUUGUUGGGGUAAAGGACCGGAACAGUGUCUGAAGUAA
This is a messenger RNA of Anopheles coustani, 1569 nucleotides long. RefSeq names its product epidermal growth factor receptor-like. Gene Ontology annotation, molecular function: transmembrane receptor protein tyrosine kinase activity. Gene Ontology annotation, cellular component: signaling receptor complex; basal plasma membrane. Bases 1 to 1569 code for a protein of 522 amino acids. NCBI's taxonomy places the organism in Eukaryota, Metazoa, Arthropoda, Insecta, Diptera, Culicidae. The transcript has 5 exons. The record is from RefSeq and is a predicted model, not a curated record. Gene Ontology annotation, biological process: positive regulation of cell population proliferation; cell surface receptor protein tyrosine kinase signaling pathway; positive regulation of kinase activity.